AUGAUUACGCUAACUGAACUCAGAUAUUUAGCAGACGCUCAGUCAUCCUACCACAUAUUAAAACCAUGGUGGGAUGUCUUCUGGUAUUACCUCACCAUGAUUAUGCUGCUGGUUGCUGUACUAGCCGGGGCUCUCCAGCUCACUCAAACUAGAGUGUUGUGUUGUCUUCCUUGUAAGCUAGAAUUUGACAGUCGUUGUGCAGUGCCUUGGGAUUUGGUUAAAACCAACCUUAACGUGUCCUCUAGUUCUGCCACACAAAUAAUUCUCCCUUCGAGAAUCCAGAAUGAUCUUCAUCGGCAGCAAUAUUCCUACAUUGACGCAGUGUGUUAUGAGAGACAGCUUCAUUGGUUUGCCAAAUUUUUCCCAUACCUAGUGCUUCUGCAUACUUUCAUUUUUGCAGCUUGCAGUAACUUUUGGCUCUACUAUCCUAGCACAAGUUCAAGGCUUGAGCACUUUGUAGCCAUUCUUCACAAGUGUUUUGAUUCUCCAUGGACAACACGAGCCCUCUCAGAAACAGUUGCUGAGCAGUCUGUGAAGAGUCUGCCACUAUCCAAAUCCAAAAUAUUGCUUUCAUCACCUGGGAGUCAAACGGAUACAGAGGCAAACAGGCAGUCUCUGCCAUAUACACAGCCUGGUUUAGAAACAACUGGAAGAGAGAACUCUUCGAGUGUUCUAGACAAAAAAGAAGGGGAACAAGCUAAAGCUAUAUUUGAAAAAGUGAAAAGAUUCAGAGUACAUGUUGAAGAGAAGGAUGUCAUAUAUAGAGUGUACAUGAAACAGAUUAUAAUCAAAGUAAUUGUAUUUAUAAUAAUAAUGAUUUAUGUCUCCUAUUAUUUAACUUUUAUUACACUUGAAAUUGAUUGUGUAAUUGAUGUUCAAGCCUUUACAGGUUACAAAAGGUACCAAUGUGUUUAUACCCUUGCAGAAAUUUUUAAAGUAUUGGCUUCAUUUUAUGUUGUUUUAGUGACCUUCUAUGGCCUGACCUGUACGUACAGUUUGUGGUGGAUGUUGAGAAGUUCACUUAAGCAAUAUUCUUUUGAAAAGUUAAGAGAGAAAAGCAAUUACAGUGAUAUCCCUGAUGUAAAGAAUGACUUCGCAUUUAUUCUUCACUUAGCAGAUCAGUAUGAUCCACUUUAUUCACAACGAUUCUCAAUAUUUCUGUCUGAUUUGAGUGAAAACAGACUGAAACAGAUAAAUCUUAACAAUAAAUGGUCAGUGGAAAAACUGAAAAGUAAACUAAUAAGAAAUUCCGAGGACAAGAUCGAACUUCAUCUUUUCAUGCUAAAUGGUCUUCCAGACAGUGUCUUUGAACUGACUGAAAUAGAAGUUCUAAGCUUGGAACUCAUUCCUGAAGCCAAGCUUCCUUCAAUAGUGACUCAGCUAGUCAAUCUCAAAGAAAUUAAUAUUUAUCAUUCAUCAUUAACUGUGGAUUACCCAGCACUAAACUUUCUAGAAGAAAAUCUGAAAACAUUGCGUCUAAAAUCCAGUGAAAUCGGAAGGAUUCCACUUUGGGUCUUUCAUCUAAAAAACCUCAAGGAAUUGUGUUUAACAGGAUGUUUUUUGCUAGAUUACCACAACUCUAUAUACAAUGAAGGUUUUCAGGAUCUAAAGAAUCUGAGAACAAUUUACUUAAAGAACAGCCUUUCCCGUAUACCUCAGGUGGUUACAGACCUAUUGCCUUCACUGCAAAACUUAUCUAUCAAUAAUGAGGGAAAUAAACUGGUCAUACUAAACAACUUGAAAAAAUUGGUAAACCUGAGAACCUUGGAGUUGAUCUCCUGUGAUUUAGAGCGCAUUCCACAUUCUAUUUUCACCCUAAACAAUUUGCAUGAAAUAGAUUUAAAAGAGAAUAAUCUCAGAACAGUGGAAGAAAUAAUGAGCUUUCAACAUCUCAAGAACCUAUCUUGCUUAAAAUUGUGGCACAACACCAUUUCAUAUGUCCCUGCGCAGAUCGGUGCAUUAUCAAACCUGGAACAACUGUACUUAAAUUACAAUAACAUUAAAAAUGUUCCACUGCAGCUAUUUCUUUGUAAAAAGCUACACUAUUUGGAUCUUAGCUAUAACAAGCUAACGUCUAUUCCGGAAGAAAUCAGUUAUUUGACAAAUCUGCAGUACUUUGCUCUGACAAAAAACCAUAUUGAGAUACUGCCAGAUGGAUUAUUUCAGUGCAAAAAGCUGCAAUGUUUACUUCUGGGACAUAACAGCCUGACGAGUUUGUCUCCUCGUGUCGGCCAACUGUUGAACCUUGUUCAGCUAGAGCUGAUUGGGAACUACCUUGAAUCGCUUCCUGCUGAACUAGAAGAAUGUCAGUCUCUGAAACGGAGUUGUCUAAUUGUAGAAGAAAGGUUGUUAAAAACGCUUCCACCUUGUGUGAGAGAGAGCUUGCAGACUUGCUUGGAUAAAUGUUAA
Emys orbicularis (European pond turtle) is the source of this 2409-nucleotide messenger RNA. It is a transcript of the gene LRRC8B, whose product is annotated as leucine rich repeat containing 8 VRAC subunit B. Gene Ontology annotation, molecular function: protein binding. Lineage: Eukaryota; Metazoa; Chordata; Testudines; Emydidae. Bases 1 to 2409 code for a protein of 802 amino acids. The transcript is spliced from 2 exons. The record is from RefSeq and is a predicted model, not a curated record.